GUCUUCACUUCCAACUGGCGGGAUAUGCCAGGCACGCAAAACGAGGAUUGGGUUCUGUACAGCCGCCUUGCCGAUGUCGUCCAGGCUGAAACACCAUGGCCGUCAUGCAGCAUCAACGACACUCUGGCUGGUCAAGGCUUUCCUGGCGCUUGCAGGCUGAGCUCAACGUCGCAGCUCACGGGCAGGUGGUUCGCGCCGCCGGAGACCUUUGAAGGCAACUUGCCGAAGCACAGCUUGAAGUUGGAGCUGUGGAACGCCACCAAGUGUUUCGCCGAAGCACGAACUGACAUUCGCAACAUGGUUGGUGGCCUGCCAGUUUCUGUCGAGUCAUCAGGGAAGGACUUGUGGUUGGCAUUUUGGUACUUCUUUGGCAACAUGGUAUCCAUCAUCUUUGCAGUGCUGUUCUUCCUUGGAUGGUGGCAGAUGACAGAGGCCACAUACAACUACGAGCUGUUCACAGAAAGCUUGGAGCCUCACCGUUGGAGCUCACUGAUGCUAGGAGUGUGGAACUUCCGCUUGAACUCCGAGUCAGACCGUGAGAUCUGGAAGCAGAUCAUGGUCAGCCAGUUUCGAGCACAGUUCCGAGAGGAGAAGGAACAAGAGAAGGCCAGGACCCGAACGAGCAUGGACUUCUAUAUCCUCAGGCUUCAGCGGUUCAUAGGUUUCCUUGUAAACCUCAGCAUCAUCGCCGGCCUUUGGAUUGCCAUUUGGAUAUGCAUCAGGGACCGCACCCAGCUUGUGGAGAACCUUGCUGGUACUUUCGAGCAGUGCUGCAACGCUAAAGGUUUUGGCGAGUGGCUUGGAAACAGUCUCGUCACGGGUGCCGGAGCUGUCCUCCCUCCCGUAACAGAGCUUCUGACACACUUGGAGGCUUGGCCGCAAGCAUACCGGGAGCAGCUGAACAUCUAUCGCUUCUUCCUGGGCCAGAUUCUUACUGCCGGCCUCUACGCUGCCAUCUGCUUGGAGUUGCUCUACGACUGGCCGAUCUGGACGAAUGGGGACCUAGUUCUGGAUCCUCAGGUGGAGCCCUGUGGCAGCUACCCCUGCAAGGCUGACCAUGCUGGAGCCGAACUGCUGUCUCUGGUUGUGACAGAAUACACUUGGAUGAUGGUGAAGCCCCUCGCAAAGUUGUUCUGGGCGCUCCUGAAGCACGGCGUGAAGAGAAUGGUGGGUCGGACAGGCAACUUUCCCUGGCCGGAGUUCGAGAUUCAAGACGAUGCGGUGAAUGUUGUGUACUUCUCCGCUCUGCUGUGGAUGUGCUUGUCCACCGUGCCAUACAUGGCCGUCAUUGGCCCGAUUCUCCUGUACUUGCACUUCAAGUGGGAGCGAUUCAACCUGACGUUCCUUACUAGGCGGCCCUUCAUUACGAGUACUACUGGUUUGCUGGUGACCCUGCAGCGCAUCACAUGCAUCAACUUCAUUGCAAUCGGCCUCCUGAUGAUGUCGCAGCUCAUCAUCACCGUCCCCUACGAGCCGACUUGUGGCCCAGUUGAUGGCUUCCGAGCAGCAGGUCCCAUGAUCUGGUACCUGGACUUCCCGCUGAAGGAGUACUGGCUCAUCAUCUACGAGAUCACCCUUGAGAAUCGGGGCUCCAUUCUUGCAGCCACUUGCUUUCUGAUGACAGUUCUCGGAAUGAUGCACCAGGUGAAGAUGAAAACAAAUCGCAGCGUCGUGGCGCAGAUGUCUGGUGUCGCCAACCGGCACGUCGCAUCCCUGGAGAGGGAGCUCUGGCGCAUGGAUCGGCGGAAUGACCUGCUGAAGCGGCGCCUCGAGUGGCUGGAGGGCAAGGCGACCAUGUUUGCCCGCCGGACUUCCAAUGAAGUGCCGGACUUGCAGUUGAGAGAUUUGAAUAUCCCGCUCCUCCUUGUGGACGAGGCUGCGCAGUGCUUUGAGCCGGGUCUCUUCGUGCCCCUCAACGCGACGGGCUGUGAAGCUUUUGCUUUGGUCGGGGAUGAGAGGCAGCUUCCUGCAACUGUCAAGAACCAGCAAGCAGAGCAAUUGCAGCUGGGAGUCUCUGUCUUUGAGCGAUUCGUGUGUGACGAGAUUGUGUCAAUGGGUAACGGUUUUGUCCAACUGGACGAGCAGCAGCGAAUGCACCCAUCGAUCUCACGGUUCCCCUGCGAACGCUUCUACGGGGGAACAGUACGCGAUGGUGCCGAGAUGUCAAAGCGUGAACCCGUCCCCGGGUUUCCUUGGCCUGUGCCAGGCUGCCAUUUGGCUUUUGUGGAGUGCGGUGCCUACACUGGCGAGGAGGGAGGCCGUGGAGGUAGCCACUCCAACUUCCGAGAGGCGGAGAUUCUCCUUGCAGUGCUGCAUCGCUUCUUGCAAGCAGGGACUUCACCCAGCCAGAUUGGCAUCAUCACGGGCUACAGUGCUCAGAAGGAACUGUUGCAGAGGGAGGUGGCCAGGUUCGGGGAGCAAGGCCUUCGGGUGGACACGGUGGAUGGCUUCCAGGGGGCAGAGAGGGAUCUGAUCCUGGUCUCCACUGUCAGAUCUCACCUCAAGGUGGGCUUUAUGAAGGAUCCUCGCCGAAUCAAUGUUCUCCUGACACGUGCCCGACGCGGCCUGAUCGUUUUUGGCAACAGCACUACGCUGAGCUCAGAGGUGGACACCUGGAGACCGUGGUUAAACUUUGUGCGCCAACAGGGUGCAGAGAUGCUUGCAGGGCAGUUGACAACCGGGGAAGGGGUGGAUAGAGACUUCUGGGAUCUACCUGAGGCAACCAUCGACGAGAGGAGCAUGCCAUCCCUGUCGUCAGAGCGGCUGCCACCAGCGUCCUUCCCCGCAUCCUUUCCAACCUUUCCAGCAGCAUCCUCUCGGCAAGCAUCCUUCCCGCCAGCAUCCUUCCCGCCAGCCUCCUCUGCGACGGUUCCUCGGAAUCCGCCGCCGCCGCCGCCGCCGACACCCUUCCCACCAGCGUCGUUCCCGCAGCCGCAGAGGACUGUGACUUCCAGCAAAGCUGAAGAGGACCAGCGCGUUGAGCGGCCUCGGCCCCCGUCGACUUGGCUCGCAGAGGGCACCUGGGCCGAAUACGUCGACCCCGAAACAAAAAGGAUCUGGCUCUACAGUGAGGCCACCGGCGAGACGCGGUGGAAGGACCGGUGA
Messenger RNA from Symbiodinium pilosum, 3105 nucleotides. The record is from the annotation of a GenBank genome assembly. Lineage: Eukaryota; Dinophyceae; Suessiales; Symbiodiniaceae.